GCGUAAUGGCCCGCGUGUAUCUGAAGGUGAAUAUCUUGGUCAGAUGAAGCGUGAAGUUCCAUCACGCCGAAUAUUGGAAUUUAUUGCUGGAGGACCGAAAAAUUAUGGCUACCGACACGUCGACGCAAGUACAGGCUUGGAUGAGAGAGCAGAGCUUAAGAUUCGGUCAUUCCCGCUCUCUUAUGCUACUCAUCAGCUCCUUAACUUCAACACUAUGAAACAACUCGUGUUGAAUCAAUUCAAUGUUGAUGGGGCAGUGUGA
Messenger RNA from Meloidogyne enterolobii, 262 nucleotides. Lineage: Eukaryota; Metazoa; Nematoda; Chromadorea; Rhabditida; Meloidogynidae. The record is from the annotation of a GenBank genome assembly.